GCCCGAGGAGGGACUCAGCUGUCCCCAGCUAGGCAGCGACCCGCGCUGCGCCGUGGCAGCUCAACUUCGGCUAGCUUGGAGGGGAUCUGCGGGAGACUCCCUUCACCCCCACUUCUGGGGUCACUGCCGUGAGUGAGCCCAGAGGGAAGACCUUGGGAGGGUUGCUGAGGGAGAACAUUUCCUGAACUUUCGCUCCUAUAGAUGACAAAUGGAAAUACUAUGGAAUGAGAAAGCUCAGUUCCACCUCUCUCUUCCCCUUCCUGACUCAGGCAGGCCAGGUUCAGAUGGGCUUUGUCAGGUGGCCGUACUGCCAGCUUCUUCCUUAACCGGGGACUGAUGCCCCAGAACACUCAGGAGAAGAGCCAGGCCUAUCCCCGCCGCCACACAAGUCGUAGGAGCCCCGAGGCCGUUGCAGCCACAGCCAUGUACACCUUCCUGCCUGACAAUUUCUCGCCUACCAAGCCCAAGCCGUCCAAAGAUCUGAAGCCCCUGCUGGGUUCCGCAGUACUGGGGCUGCUGCUGGUGUUGGCUGCGAUCGUAGCCUGGUGCUACUACAGUGCCUCUCUACGCAAGGCAGAACGCCUGCGUGCCGAGCUGCUGGACCUCAAAAGCGGUGGCUUCUCCAUCCGCAACCAAAAGGGCGAGCAGGUCUUCCGCCUGGCCUUCCGCUCAGGCGCGCUGGACCUUGACUCCUGCAGCCGCGACGGCGCACGGCUCGGCUGCUCUCGCACUGCCGACGCGCGCCCGCUGCACUUCUUCAUCCAGACUGUGAGGCCCAAGGAUACAGUCAUGUGCUACCGCGUGCGCUGGGAGGAGGCUGAGCCCGGGCGUGCUGUGGAGCACGCCAUGUUCCUGGGCGACGUGGGGGCGCACUGGUACGGUGGCGCAGAGAUGAAGACCCAGCACUGGCCCAUUCGCCUGGACGGCCAGCAGGAGCCACAGCCCUUCGUCACCAGCGACGUGUACUCCUCCAACGCCGCAUUUGGAGGCAUCCUCGAGCGCUACUGGCUGUCUUCGCGCGCAGCUGCCAUCAAGGUCAAUGACUCAGUGCCCUUUCACCUGGGCUGGAACGGCACGGAGCGCUCUUUGCGGCUGCAGGCGCGCUACCACGACACGCCCUACAAGCCGCCUGCUGGCCGCUCAGCUGCGCCAGAACUCAGCUAUCGCGUGUGUGUCGGCUCAGAUGUCACUUCCAUCCACAAGUACAUGGUGCGGCGCUAUUUCAACAAGCCGUCGAGGGUGCCAGCACCCGAGGCCUUCCGGGACCCCAUUUGGUCCACCUGGGUGCUGUACGGGCGCGCGGUGGACCAAGACAAGGUGCAGCGUUUCGCCCAGCAGAUCCGCCAGCACCGCUUCAACAGCAGCCACCUGGAAAUCGACGACAUGUACACACCUGCCUAUGGCGACUUCGACUUCGACGAGGCCAAGUUUCCCAACGCCAGUGACAUGUUCCGCCGCCUGCGCGAUGCCGGCUUUCGCGUCACACUCUGGGUGCACCCAUUUGUCAAUUACAACUCUUCGCGCUUUGGCGAAGGCGUGGAGCGCGAGCUGUUUGUGCGUGAACCCACGGGCCGGCUGCCUGCGCUGGUGCGCUGGUGGAAUGGCAUCGGCGCUGUUCUCGACUUCACGCGCCCAGAGGCCCGCGACUGGUUCCAGGGGCACCUGCGGCGACUGCGCUCACGCUACGCCGUGGCCUCCUUCAAGUUCGAUGCGGGCGAGGUCAGCUACUUGCCGCGGGACUUCAGCACCUACAGGCCUCUGUCUGACCCCAACAUAUGGAGUCGGCGCUACACCGAAAUGGCGCUGCCCUUCUUUUCACUGGCCGAGGUCCGCGUGGGCUACCAGUCACAGAACAUCUCGUGCUUCUUCCGUCUGGUGGACCGCGACUCCGUGUGGGGCUAUGAUCUGGGGCUGCGCUCUCUGAUCCCUGCCGUGCUCACCGUAAGCAUGCUGGGUUACCCGUUCAUCCUGCCGGAUAUGGUGGGGGGCAACGCGGUGCCAGAGCGCACAGCGAGCGGCAGCGAUGUGCCGGAUCGCGAACUGUACGUGCGCUGGCUGGAGGUGGCCGCCUUCAUGCCAGCUAUGCAGUUCUCUGUUCCACCUUGGCGGUACGACGCCGAAGUGGUGGCCAUUGCGCACAAGUUCACCGCACUGAGGGCCUCGCUGGUGGCGCCGCUGUUGCUUGAGCUGGCUGGUGAGGUCACUGACACAGGCGACCCCAUCGUGCGCCCCCUCUGGUGGAUCGCACCUGACGAUGAGACGGCGCACCGCAUCGACUCACAGUUCCUUAUCGGAGACACGCUGCUCGUGGCACCAGUACUGGAGCCCGGCAAGCAGGAGCGGGACGUGUACCUGCCCGCAGGCAAGUGGCGCAGCUAUAAGGGUGAGCUUUUCGACAAGACGCCAGUGCUGCUCACGGAUUACCCCGUCGACCUAGACGAGGUCGCCUACUUUAUCUGGGUGUCCUGACCCUGCGCAGGACCCAGGAGCCCCACAGCCCUAACGCAGUCUUCGCGUAGACCUUUAAUCCUCCAUCACAGCCAUACCGUAUAUCCGCAGGAAGUCCCCACCUCGGUGCCACCCACUAAGUGGGUACCAUAAGUGUGCUGGGGCCAGCUCCAGUAGGACCCGGGGAGGAGACGCUGAAGUGACUUCCCACUGCAAUGCACGGAGUUUCCCUCCACUCCAGUCUACAGAAACCCUUUCCCUGGGGUAAGGGUAAGAGAGCUCAGAGGAAAAAGUUCAGCUCUCUUCCUGUUAAACAUGGUUGGGUUUUAAAAGCACAAUGAGAAACCUCACCCUCCAUCUUGGCCUAAGUAGCCAACUCUGUCCUUCUGAUGUGGUGACUGGAUCCUCUUUCUGAUCCCAAAAUAGCCCCCUGCCACUCUUAGAAAGGGCACAUUCUUGGUGUUGGAAGCAAAGCCCUGAGUUCCAAGCACUGGCGUGAACUAUGGCUGACCUGUUCCCACCCCAGCUGGUGAGAAGGGAUGGAGGUACUUGGUCAACUGACGGGGAGGCAGGAGGCCCCUCCCAGAGGACAGGGGGACUGGGCUGAGCACAGAGCCAUUAUCGUUGUCCCUCAUUUGUAAAGAGACUCCUGACACUGCACUUACCCAUCUGUACACACAUGGUUCAGCCCUGGGCCAGGGCCACUGCCUGAUGGGCAAAGACUUGCAAGGGCAUGUAGGCUGGACUUGGUGCCUUAACUUAAGAACCUGUGUGUGUGUGUGUGUGUGUGUUUGCGUGUAUGUGUGUGUGUGUGUGAGAGAGAGAGAGAGAGAGACAGAGACAGAGAGAGGGAGGGAGGGAAAGAGAGAGAGGCAUCAUGUGUACCUGGAUCUAUGGAAUGAACAUAGUACCUCAGAGGCUGCAUAAGCCUGCAGGGGCAGGGAGCAGAUAUGAGGGUUUGAUUAUUGAGCUGGCCCCUUCCUAGGUGAUGUCCAUGGGACUCUAGUAGGAAAUAAACAGCCCUUUACAGAUUCCUCGGCUGCCUCGCUCUCUGCACUCGUGGCAGAAGUAUGGCUUAAAAGGGAGUGAUGUUCUUAUUCUGGUGGUGGUAUGCACACAAACUACCACACAGUUGAUACCUAUAAAUAUACAUACAGAGUAAGAUCUUUCAUUUCAGCCAUUUUCCCUUUCUAAGAAGAGCAGCCUUAGCCAGAGUGAGUUCUUUCUGACUUUGCAGCUCAGUCUGGGGAAGGAGUGGUUUGCCAGAGGGGGAAGGUGGGAAACAGGGCAAGGUUCAGCUUCCCUCAUUAGCUUGGACAGCAGAAUCAGUCCCUUACCCCCUAGAGAAUGCAUCUCUUUGCCCGCUCCUCCACCUCCUCUAUCUUCUCAGUGUGAAGAAUGCUAAUGAAAGUUUAAGGGCACUCACCAAGAUAACUCUACCACUCAUCUCAAGCUGUGUGGCCUUGAGUAAGCUGCUUAACCUUGUUGAGCCUCAGUUUCCUCAUAUGUAAAAUGGUGAUAAUAAUGCCUACCUCCCAGGUUGUUGUGGGAAUUAUAAGCAUAGAUGUAUGUAAAGUGCCUGGCACAAGUAGGUGCUCAAUAAAAGUUAGUUAUUAUAAUAGUA
Messenger RNA from Vicugna pacos (alpaca), 4072 nucleotides. NCBI's taxonomy places the organism in Eukaryota, Metazoa, Chordata, Mammalia, Artiodactyla, Camelidae. The record is from RefSeq and is a predicted model, not a curated record.